AUACAACUGUCAGUUCAUAUAUGGGACUGGGUACGUUUGUUUACUUUUAUGCAUUUUUUCGCUCCUAUUAUUUUUGAAAGAAAGGAGUCCUGCAACAGAUGGUAUGUCGCCCCACAGAGCCUUGAUCUUAAUAUAAUCGAGUCAGUCUGGGAUUAUGUGAAGAGAAUGAAUCAACUGAGACGCCUAAAUCCACACGAGAACUGUUCUCCAAGAUUCUUGGAACAACCGACCUGCCAAAUACCUUGAAAACUGUAGGCGUACCGAGGAGAACUGCUGCUGUUUUAAGGCAAAGCUCACACCAAACAUUAAUGUGAUUAAGGUCAUCAAAUCAUCCUCGCUUUACUUUUAGUGCCUAAAACAUUUGUACAGUAUGUUUUCUUAAGAAGAUUUAAUAUUUUCUAGUGUUUAUGAGAAACUACAUUUUUAAAAAAGGGACACUCAAAGGAACAAAACCCACGAAGGAGAGAAAUAGAAAUUAAACAAAUAUAUCUCAACGUUCUAUGGAGAACAAAAUAACCUGCAAAAAUAAUGAAAAUAUCCACUGGUUUAUUUCCUAGUUCUGACACUUUAAAUCCUAAUACUUGCUGAUUCAUGACAUGUCACAGACAUUUUAAUAUCAUCCAUAUGGAGCUCCUUUAUUAUCUUAAUACAAAAAUACAUUUCUCAUGACAAUAUCGCCAGAUUUAAGAGUUCUGGAGACGUUUUUGUAAGGAACCAAACCUGUAACAGACAAGUCUGCUCUUAUGGUCUGUGGGGGCCUGAAUCAAGUCUUAAUAUUGGACUCAAAAUGUUUAAUUUAAAUGGAAAUCUUUAGGAAAACAAGUAAUGAAGUGCUGAUGAUCAGUGGAUCCUGAUCUGUUUGUGUCAGUAAAUGUUUAAACCCUCUUUUAUAUGAUUUCACCAGUCAAUUAAAAUAUUCUCUUUGCCUUCAUCUGUAGUGGUUCAAAUGACAGCGAGCAUGAUGGGAACUGCAGUAGUGGCACAUUUGACUCAUCACCUGCAACAGUAUUUAUUUGCUACAGAUAAAAACACAGCAGCAGGUAGAUCCGUGGCUACCCAUGAGCCUCUUGGGGCGGUUGCCCUGCUUGGGUUUGACUGUGGAUCUCUUAAUAGGAUUAUCUAUUCUCAGUACAGGAGAAAGGCAGCCGGAGAAAAUGGACCAAACACGGACAGGGACUUACAAGAAUACAUUUGUCUCUCCAGCAGCAAUGAAAAACUCAUUGUUGAUUGUGAAGAGAAUUUAAAAUAUUUAAUCUGGUUUUACUUGAGUAAAACAUUUGGAUUAUUCUUGUAGUGAUGAACGCUCAGCCUGAAGCAGCGACAAACACUUAUAAUCUGCCCACCAUGGCGGACAGUGACGACAGUGAAGACGGUAACAGCUGUAACAUUUUCAUAGAGAGACCACAAACCACUGUUUGGCACGGCAACAAAUAUAAACUGGAUUGUCUCUUUAUAACAGAAACCGGUCAAGAGGAGCCGCCAAUCACGAGCUGGAAUGAGCUGUCCAUAAUAGAGCGUGUCGGCCUCAACAGUGUAGAGAUGUCAGAGAAGGAUUUGGAGACGGCCUUCUCUCAGAUUGCGCUGGCUUUCCGCUGCGACCAGUACACUCUGAAGCAGAGGCUGCAGGCGGAGGAGCACGCCCGCAACCUGGCCGAGGAGAACAUCCAGCUGGAGCUGACCAGAGGCAGAGAGACCCUGGAGACCCUGAAGGGCCUGUGUCUGGACAGUAAGCGCAGUACGAUCCUGCAGAGGCUGGAGCUGUCUCUGGACAUCCUCGGUGGGACGGUGGAACGAAUCUCUAACACAGCCGAAGUGCUCGGCGCCGUGCACCAGGAGGCUCGAGUGAGUCGGGCAGUCGAGCUCAUGGUGGCUCACGUGGAGAAUCUGAGGAGGCGACAUGACAGAAACAUGGCGGAGCUGGAGGAGCUCAAGAAGAUGAACCCCUUCAAGAACGCCAUCGACAGCAGAGCUUCACCAGAGCCAGAGGAAGGUGAGAGCAGAAUGAGAAGCUCUCAGCCCUGCAUUCGUCGAAGGGUCAGUAUAUCAUUGAUUCCAAUGCAAUUCCAGGAGAAGACAAAGCGAGACUUGACGAAGCUGGCAGCAGGUUCCAGCAAGACGUCCUCCCCCCCAUGCCCGUCUCCAACACCGAGCCCCGAGUCCAGCGUCUGCGCCAUCACCAAGGAUGAGAGCCACACAGCGGAGGAAAGGCCACUUAAUCCAGUUGAAGCCCCACCAGAAGCUCCAGCUGCUCAGCUUCCUCCAGACCCCCCUCCCGUCCCCGAGCCAGAGUGCCCUCCACCAAAGCAAGUGGCCACCAGGAAGAUACAGAACAAAAAUUCCCCUCUGGACACUUUGCGACAGAGACACAAAGGCAAAGCUGUGUUAUCAAAGAAAAAGGCAGACAAAGAUAAAAAGAGUACAAAUAUCUACCGGCGGAUCUCUCCCGGCACGUGUGGAUCUCUGUGGAGACAACGACCUCUGGUUCACUGGCUGUAUCGCUGUCGCUGGGCGCUGCUCUGCACGUACCUCUUUGUGCUUCUCUCUGUCAUAACGCUGACUUACUUCUUGUGGAAGCUUCAAGAUGGCACAUUUGAGGAAUGAUCUCUUCUUUGGGAAUAUACUGUUUUUCAAAUUUUGUGUACUGUACUGUACUGUAAAAAUCAAGGUCAAGGUAAACUUUGUUAUCCCAGAUAGGGAUAUUCAGGCGGUCAAGGUGCUUGUCUACAAGUGUAUAGACAAGCUGAAACACUGUGUCAUUC
Molecule: messenger RNA, 2759 nt
Organism: Thunnus maccoyii (southern bluefin tuna)
Lineage: Eukaryota; Metazoa; Chordata; Actinopteri; Scombriformes; Scombridae
Gene: irag3a
Product: inositol 1,4,5-triphosphate receptor associated 1
Exons: 12
Coding region: 1297-2601 (434 amino acids)
Cellular component (GO): endoplasmic reticulum membrane
Source: RefSeq, a predicted model, not a curated record